Messenger RNA from Phyllostomus hastatus (greater spear-nosed bat), 1083 nucleotides. RefSeq names its product solute carrier family 51 subunit beta (gene SLC51B). Gene Ontology annotation, molecular function: transmembrane transporter activity; protein heterodimerization activity. The transcript is spliced from 5 exons. The record is from RefSeq and is a predicted model, not a curated record. Lineage: Eukaryota; Metazoa; Chordata; Mammalia; Chiroptera; Phyllostomidae. The coding region runs from base 295 to 876 and encodes 193 amino acids. Gene Ontology annotation, cellular component: plasma membrane. Gene Ontology annotation, biological process: bile acid and bile salt transport.
GAAGACUCCAGGCCUGGGCGUGUGCUCCAAGCAGAUCUCCCAGAUGGGCUGGGCUGCUACAGGCGGGCGCUGCAGCCCCAGCCCCAGGUGACAGCCCUGCAGAGAGCUCGAGUGCAAAGACCGUCCAGUGCUCUGUGAGAGGAGGAGGAAGGAGACACAGAAAUCAGUGCUGCUCCCAACAGCAGACCAAGGCAGGCCCCGGGGGGUCUGCCAGGCUCUGCUCGGGGGCCAGCACCCAGGAGGCCAAGAGGACAGCUGAGGGGACGAAGGGGCCUAAGGACUUCGGUGUCAGAUAUGUACCCCAACCAGGAUCAGGGCAUGUACCCUGCAGAGGGGGACACCCAAGCCCCAGUUGGUACUGCGGUGCCUCAGAAGCUGCUGGAAGAAAUGCUUUGGUUUUUUCGGGUAGAAGACGCCUCUCCUUGGAAUAUUUCCAUGUUGGUCCUGGUGGGUGUGGUGGUCGUGAUAAGCAUCGUCCUCCUGGGAAGGAACAUCAAGGCCAGGAGCAAGGUCAACUCAGAGACAAGGCGUCUGUCCAGUGGAGCAGCAGACAUGGAGCUGCUCCCGCUCCGGCCCAGGCAGAUUCUCUGGACGGUCAGCUGUAGCCACAGUGGGCUGCCUCCACCAUGGCCAGGAAGUGUACCUUCAGUAAAACCACCUCAAAAGGAGAACAUUUGGGGGAGUUACUGGAAGGAAGUCUGGAUCUUGAAUGCCAGAUCAAGGAGAAAGCAAAAGAAGCUGCCACCGGCAAAACAAACUCCAGAGGCCUUGGCUGAGACCAGAACCAAAGAUGACAACAGUGUGAACAUCGUAAGAGAGACUCUGCUCUCAGAAAAGCCGGAUGUGGCCCGGGAGGAAAUUGAGUUAAGAGAUUAAGAGAGAGAGAGAGAGGAAGAGAGAAGGGAGAGAGAGGGGUGUACCUCAUCUUUGUUCCAGACCCACAAGAACCCAAGAGUGAGUGGGAGUGCAGAGCAGUGCCCCCAUGUUGUCUGCAGAUAAAGUGAAGGAACAGCCAUCAAACUAAGAUUCUAUUAUGAAAAAAACCCACACAAACCCUGUUUAUUAAAAUGCUUCUGGAUAUGG